CUUGCAUUACUUUGCAUUUACAAUGAGUUCUACGAAAGCAAAGAAGAAGCAAACGACAGGAACAACCAGCGAAACGACAACAACAACUACAACGACACAAGAACAGCAACAAACGGCAUGGGGAGGAAGAUACCUCGGAGUUCGAAGAAGACCAUGGGGACGAUACGCCGCUGAGAUUCGCGAUCCUUCGACGAAAGAAAGACACUGGUUAGGAACAUUCGACACUGCUGAAGAAGCUGCUUUGGCUUACGAUAGAGCCGCACGUGGCAUGCGUGGGUCACGUGCUAGAACCAAUUUUGUUUACGCCGAUACACCUCCCGGUUCUUCUGUUACUCCAAUCCUCUCCCCCGACCAACAACAACGACAAGAACAAGCUUUUCAUGAACUUUCGUUUGUUCUUCAACAUGAACCGUUUCCGGUUCAACAUAACCCGGUUCCGUCUCUCGACUCGGUUUCUUUCGUAACAUCCUCCGGUAAUUACGGUUACGGUUAUGGUGAGGAAAAUAAUAAUAAUAAUAAUAAUAGUUAUUUUAAUAGUAUUAAUUUUAAUAAAUAUAACCUUCCUCCUCAAGCUCCUCUUGCUACAUUGGAAGCUAGUAUUAAUAAUAAUGAAAAUUCCCAUUUUAACCAACAAGUAUUUUUUGAUGAUGUUGUUGUUAGUAGUAGCAACGUUAAUUUUAACAACAACAACAACAUUGAACUUCCUCCUUUGCCACCGGAUAUUACUAGCUCCGCGUGUUAUGAUCCGGCGUUCAACGGCGAUGAUAAUGAUCAUGGGUAUUAUUAUUCAUCAUGGGAGCAGAAUGUUGGAGGUGAUUGUUAUAAUAAUCAAAUGCUGGGUACAAAUAUUGGAGGUGCAGAGAGUAAUGUUGUGGCGGGCUCUAUUGAUGGUUUUGAUUUUGGAGGCUCUUCUUUUUUCUUCUGAAUUAUAUAGAUAUUAAUAUAUUAUCAUGUAUCUUUUAUUUCAUGUUUUUGUUUUGUUUUGUGUGAGUGAUGGUUUGUAUUGUUGUUUUCGUUUGUGCAUGUAAUGGAAUGUGUAAAGUUAGUGUUUGUGGACAUGAGAAUGGGAAAUUGUCUUAGGUUAGAGGCAUGAGAAUAUGUUGUUGUUUAAUUUGUGUAAUAGUGUGUGUAAAGUGUUUACAUUUGGGUGAGUUUUGUGUUGCGGCGCUUUUGGAGACAAGUGUAAGGGGUGCGAAUAGCAAUGAAUCAAAUAGUUAAUACAAUGCUGUUGA
Molecule: messenger RNA, 1232 nt
Organism: Lathyrus oleraceus (garden pea)
Lineage: Eukaryota; Viridiplantae; Streptophyta; Magnoliopsida; Fabales; Fabaceae
Product: ethylene-responsive transcription factor LEP
Exons: 1
Coding region: 23-925 (300 amino acids)
Biological process (GO): regulation of DNA-templated transcription
Molecular function (GO): DNA-binding transcription factor activity; DNA binding
Source: RefSeq, a predicted model, not a curated record